UUUGCCAUCUCCUCCUUUACCCUCUAUAAAUACCCUCCUCCUCCUCAAUCCAUUCCCUGCAAACACGUUUAGCUACUCCGAGAGAGUAUAUGCCUUCCAUGUUAACUGAUGUGUUUAGAGCUCACCCCAUCUCGCUCUCUCACCAAACCCAUGACCUCACUUCUCUCCGCCAACUCCCCGACUCCUUCACUUGGACCCACGAAGACGACCUCCUCUUCUCCGCCGCCUCAAAUGACCAAAAUACCCUUCCCGUCAUCGACCUCUCCGACCACGCCGCCGCCGCCGCCAUCGGCCGUGCAUGCAUGUCUUGGGGAGCUUUCCAGGUCACCAACCACGGUGUGCCUUUGUCGCUCCUCGACGACAUCGAGUCCCUCACCGUUAGCCUUUUCCGUCUUCCGGCUCACCGGAAAAUGAGGGCCGCUCGGCCGGUGGACGGUGUCUCUGGCUACGGCGUCGCCCGUAUCGCUUCCUUCUUCCACAAGCAAAUGUGGUCCGAAGGUUUCACGGUCACCGGCUCUGCCCGCGACCAUUUCCGCAAACUUUGGCCACUUCAUCACCUCAAAUACUGUAUAUAUUCAUAUCCAUUUAACAGUGACGUUAUCAAAGAGUACGAGGAACACAUGCAAAAGUUGGCAACGAAGUUGAUGUGGUUGGUGUUAAGUUCCCUCGGCGUGACCGAAGCGGACAUCAAAUGGGCCGGGCCCAAUUCGGAUUUUAACGGGGCCCAGGCAGCGAUACAGCUAAACCACUAUCCGGUUUGCCCAGAACCGGACCGGGCAAUGGGUCUAGCUGCUCAUACCGACUCCACUCUCCUGACCGUUCUGUACCAAAACAUCACCGCCGGUCUACAGGUCUUCAAGGAUGGGGUCGGUUGGCUCACUGUGUCACCCAUCCCUGGCUCGCUCGUGGUCAAUAUCGGCGAUCUCCUCCACAUCUUAUCAAACGGGCGGUUACCGAGCGUGCUUCACCGAGUCCGGGUUAACAAGAACCGGUCCCGAUUCUCUGUUGCUUAUCUAUGGGGCCCACAAUCCGACGUCCAGAUCUCGCCCAUAUGGAAGCUGGUUAGCCCGGUCGAACCACCUCUGUACCGGCCGGUUACUUGGAAGGAGUACCUUCGAACAAAAGCAACACACUUCAACAAUGCACUUUCGGUGAUUAGGGCUCAUCAACAAGAAUGAUAUCGUUUGACUUUUGGGUUGAUUAAUCAAAUUAUUUUUCACUUGUGUUGUACAUAAUUCCUGAAAAAAAUGUAUUCUAAAAUUAAAAUCUACUUAAUGAUAUAUAUGGAAAAAAUA
Molecule: messenger RNA, 1295 nt
Organism: Tarenaya hassleriana
Lineage: Eukaryota; Viridiplantae; Streptophyta; Magnoliopsida; Brassicales; Cleomaceae
Product: gibberellin 3-beta-dioxygenase 1-like
Exons: 2
Coding region: 90-1178 (362 amino acids)
Biological process (GO): response to light stimulus; gibberellin biosynthetic process
Molecular function (GO): gibberellin 3-beta-dioxygenase activity
Source: RefSeq, a predicted model, not a curated record